CUGUUUGGAACUGUUCAUAAUAUCCGAUAAGCCCCUCUUUCUUUAUCUCUCUUCGAAACCCCCCAUUACAUUUCACUCCCACACAGAGCUCUGGCUAUGGCUUCCAUGUCGAUGGACAUAGCCACUACUUUCAUCGGACUAGCCAAGCUUCAGACCACCCCACGCUCCAGGGUUCGAGCCUCUGUCUUCCCUCUCCUAUGGAGAUCCAAAUUUCGCAACUCUCACAGUCUCCGAACCAUCUCUAUCCAACCCAGAAUCGUCUCUAUUGACUUGUCCAAAUCAAACCCAUUCUCUCGCCGGUUCACGGCGGCGGCCGCCACGGCGACGCCGCAGACCGACGGUUCCGAUGUUUCCACGAAAAUUCCGCCCGACGACAGAGUUCCUGCUACUAUAAUCACUGGGUUUUUGGGUUCUGGAAAGACAACUUUAUUAAACCAUAUCUUGACUGCGGAUCAUGGCAAACGCAUUGCAGUGAUUGAGAACGAGUAUGGUGAAGUAGACAUAGACGGUUCUUUGGUUGCAGCAAAAGCUGCUGGGGCUGAGGACAUUGUUAUGCUCAAUAAUGGGUGUCUCUGUUGUACAGUGAGAGGUGAUCUUGUGCGGAUGAUUGCUGAAUUAGUCGAUAAGAAAAAAGGGAAAUUUGAUCAUAUUGUAAUUGAGACUACAGGAUUAGCAAAUCCGGCACCAAUCAUUCAAACAUUUUAUGCUGAGGAUCAGAUUUUUAAUGAAGUUAAGCUAGAUGGUGUAGUCACUUUGGUUGAUGCCAAACAUGCUGAUUUUCACCUGGAUGAUGUUAAGGCAAAGGGAGUGGUCAAUGAAGCAGUAGAACAAAUUGCUUAUGCUGACCGUAUUAUAGUAAACAAGACUGAUCUUGUUGGUGAGCCAAACAUUGCUUCUUUAAUUCAGCGGAUAAGGAGCAUAAAUCGUAUGGCUCAUCUGAAGCGGACCCAGUUUGGGAAAGUUGAUUUGGAUUAUGUUCUUGGGAUCGGAGGCUUUGAUUUGGAGAGAAUCGAAAGUGCUGUCAACACUGAAGGUUCAAAGGAAGAUCAUGGUAGCCACGAUCACGAUCACGAACACGAACACGAUCAUGAACACCACCAUCUCCAUGACCACAAACAUGAGCAUCAUGAUGACCACCAUUCCCAUGAUCACAUUCAUGAUCCUGGAGUUUCUUCAGUCAGCAUAGUUUGUGAAGGGAGCUUGGACCUUGAGAAGGCUAACAUGUGGCUGGGUACAUUGUUGUUGGAACGAAGUGAUGACAUAUAUAGGAUGAAAGGUCUCCUAUCCGUUGAGGGUAUGAAUGAGCGAUUUGUCUUUCAGGGAGUUCAUGAUAUAUUCCAAGGUUCACCUGAUCGGUUGUGGGGUCCCGAUGAACCAAGAACAAACAAGAUUGUGUUCAUAGGGAAGAACUUGAAUGCACAAGAAUUAGAGAAGGGUUUUAAGGCUUGUUUACUGUGAUCCUAUCUAGCAAUUAGCCAUUGUGAAUUUCUUAUGGGUGAAUUAAAUUGUAUGGCUAUUUGAGUGGUACUUUUUGCCACUUGGGGUGUAAGUUUUAGUAUGCAAGUAAUUAUUCCACUCAGUUUUUUUUGAAGAUGACGUGACCGAGUUCUUUAUUUA
Camellia sinensis is the source of this 1617-nucleotide messenger RNA. RefSeq lists its product as uncharacterized. Lineage: Eukaryota; Viridiplantae; Streptophyta; Magnoliopsida; Ericales; Theaceae. The record is from RefSeq and is a predicted model, not a curated record. Gene Ontology annotation, cellular component: cytoplasm.